AUGCCUCCUAAAUACAAACACUUGUCCGGUUGUCAAAAACGUAAAAGAAGGAAAAUAGAGGAAGAAAAAAGAAGGUCUCAAGAAGGGGCAAUACACAAGUUCUUUCAAAAAGAACCACAAAGUUCUAAUGUUGAGAAAGACGAAGUUAAUAAUAAUGAUAAAGUGAAUGCUAAUGUGGAUAAGAAUGAUGUUGAUGCUAAUAUGGAUGAAGAUGAUGUUGAUGCUAAUGUGGAUAAAGAUGAUGUUGAUGCUAAUGUUUAUGAAGACGAGAUUGAUGCUAAUGUAGAUGAAGGCGAGGUUGAUGCUAAUGUAGAUGAAGAUGAAGAUGAUGUUGAUGCUAAUGUAGAUGAAGACGAUGUUGACGCUAAUGUAGAUGAAGACGAUGUUGAUGCUAAUGUUAAUCCUAAUAUGAUAUUUUUGAUCCUAGAAAUUGGGAUGGACUUAAUAUAA
Helianthus annuus (common sunflower) is the source of this 450-nucleotide messenger RNA. RefSeq names its product ciliogenesis-associated TTC17-interacting protein-like. The record is from RefSeq and is a predicted model, not a curated record. The transcript has a single exon. NCBI's taxonomy places the organism in Eukaryota, Viridiplantae, Streptophyta, Magnoliopsida, Asterales, Asteraceae. The coding region runs from base 1 to 450 and encodes 149 amino acids.